This is a messenger RNA of Tupaia belangeri chinensis (Chinese tree shrew), 2574 nucleotides long. RefSeq names its product dual specificity phosphatase 8 (gene DUSP8). The record is from RefSeq and is a predicted model, not a curated record. Gene Ontology annotation, biological process: negative regulation of MAPK cascade; peptidyl-tyrosine dephosphorylation. Gene Ontology annotation, molecular function: protein tyrosine/threonine phosphatase activity; MAP kinase tyrosine/serine/threonine phosphatase activity; MAP kinase tyrosine phosphatase activity. Gene Ontology annotation, cellular component: cytoplasm. Lineage: Eukaryota; Metazoa; Chordata; Mammalia; Scandentia; Tupaiidae.
CCGGCCCCUACCCCGGCUACGCUGGCCCAGGCUGGGCCCAUGGGCGGCAUAGCCGAGUGGGCGCGCUGAGCGCGGUGCGGGUCCUUGGUGAACCCCAGAGGCGAGCGUGAGCGAGGUUUGACACCAUGCGCUAGAGCACUCCAAAUUCAAGGCCACGCCCUGGCCAUUGGAGCACCCCCUCCUCGCUUCAGGAGUCACCCUUCCCCACUGCCCACUGUCCACCAUGGCCGGGGACCGGCUCCCAAGGAAGGUGAUGGAUGCCAAGAAGCUGGCCAGUCUGCUGCGGGGAGGGCCCGGGGGGCCCCUGGUCAUCGACAGCCGCUCCUUCGUCGAGUACAACAGCUGGCACGUGCUGAGUUCUGUCAACAUCUGCUGCUCCAAGCUGGUGAAGCGGCGGCUGCAGCAGGGCAAGGUGACCAUAGCAGAGCUCAUCCAGCCAGCUGUGCGCAGCCAGGUAGAGAGCGAGGAGCCACAGGACGUGGUGGUCUAUGACCAGAGCACACGGGAUGCCAGCGUGCUAGCUGCAGACAGCUUCCUGUCCAUCCUGCUCAGCAAGCUGGACGGCUGCUUCGACAGCGUGGCCAUCCUCACAGGGGGUUUUGCGACCUUCUCCUCCUGCUUCCCUGGCCUCUGUGAAGGCAAGCCUGCCGCCCUGCUGCCCAUGAGCCUCUCGCAGCCCUGCCUGCCUGUGCCCAGUGUGGGCCUGACCCGCAUCCUGCCCCACCUCUACCUGGGCUCUCAGAAAGAUGUACUGAACAAGGACCUGAUGACCCAAAAUGGAAUAAGCUAUGUCCUCAAUGCCAGCAACUCCUGCCCGAAGCCAGACUUCAUCUGCGAGAGCCGUUUCAUGCGCAUUCCCAUCAAUGACAACUACUGUGAAAAGCUGCUGCCCUGGCUGGACAAGUCCAUCGAGUUCAUCGAUAAAGCCAAGCUGUCCAGCUGCCAAGUCAUCGUCCACUGUCUGGCUGGCAUCUCCCGCUCUGCCACCAUCGCCAUCGCAUACAUCAUGAAGACCAUGGGCAUGUCCUCGGACGAUGCCUACAGGUUUGUGAAGGACCGGCGUCCAUCCAUCUCUCCCAACUUCAACUUCCUGGGCCAGCUGCUGGAGUAUGAGCGCAGCCUGAAGCUGCUGACCGCCCUGCAAGGUGACCCAGCACCCCACCCUGGGACUCCGGAGCCCCUCCCAGGCCCUGCAGCAGGGCCACCACUACCCUGGCUACCACCACCUACCUCAGAGAGUGCUGCCACCACGGUCAGGGAGGGCAGCCAGAGCGCCAGUUUGGAGCCGUCUGCGCCUGCAGCUGCCCCGGCCACCAGCGCACUGCAGCAGGGCCUGCGUGGCCUGCACCUCUCCUCUGAUCGCCUGCAGGACACCAACCGCCUCAAGCGCUCCUUCUCCCUGGACAUCAAGUCUGCCUACGCCCCCAGCCGCCGGCCCGACGGCCCCGGGCCUCCCGACCCUGGUGAGGCCCCCAAACUCUGCAAGCUGGACAGCCCGUCAGGGGGCGCGCUGGGCCUGCCCUCCCCUCAGUUCAAGCGCAGAAGCUGCCAGAUGGAAUAAGAGGAGGGGAUGGUAGAGGGGCGCGCGCGGGGCGAGGAGCUGGCCGCCUUGGGCAAGCAGGCCAGCUUCUCCGGCAGCGUGGAGGUCAUCGAGGUGUCCUGACCCCUCUGCGGGAUCCUAGCGCCUUAGCCUCUCUGCCGCCCUCGGUGCCCUUGGCUCAGCGACGGUAGCCAGGCCCACUAUAAAUAUAUAUUAUAUAUAAUACAAAGAAAGGUAAAUGGUUUUACUGCGAUUUUUAUCGAGAAGUAAAUAUUUCGAUUUUUUAAUUUAUUUAAGCUGUUCAUUCUGGCAAUGAUUUGGCAACAGUGCAGGCGGUCCUCGAACUCUAUUUUUACUGUCUGGUAUUUAAACUGAAACACACGUUUCUAAGCAAUAUGAGGCAACCUUCAGUAGCAAGCUGGGGUGCCAGGCCUGGGGCCCUCCUCCUGCUUCCUUCUCCCCAACCCCAGGAAAUACUGCUGACAUUGCAAAGAGGCUGCGGAGCUUUUGUGCACUUUUUACAUAGGAAGGGGGGAAGGAAACACUUUGCCACAAACUGAGCCACAGAACCUCCCUUCCCUCCCCCCCUUCUCUUCUGUUUCACCUUGCUGGGCUCUGCACCAAAGCCAUAGGUUUGGGGGGGAGGGGACGGGAGCUAGUUUGCCCCAAGGAAGCGAGGCCAAACCCCAUAGGCUCCAGGUGCCCGAUGUUGGCAGCAAGGAGGGCUGCUCUCCCUCCUUCAACCCAGCGCUCUCCCUGGCAGAGAGCUGACCUUCAUUGGGCCCAAUGGGGCAGGGUUUCAGAAGGGCUGGGUAACAGAACAGAGGAGGGGCUUGGCAAAGGGGGCUCUGAGUGUGAGAUGACCCCCAGGGCAGGGAUGGGUGUGGAAAUGCCACCUGCCACCACUGGAGCUGAGGCCUCGCCUCGUUCCACAGAAUGGUUCAGAGAGCCCACCCAGAGGAGGCUGCUUCCCUCCCUCUCCUGUGCUGGAGCCUCUCAGAGCCACCUGCCAAGUGGGAAGCCUGGGAGCGGAA